AUGAAAAUUAGAAAAAUUGACAUUUGUAAAUUUACGUCAAAAUGCAAAAACGAGGCUACAGAGCCGGAUCCGCUGUCAAAGUACAACUAUCUCUUGGAUGUUGACAAAUCGAUUCCACUUGAAGAACAUUAUCACGGCGAUUUUUUCGAAAAAUAUCCGCAAUUUAGAGUUCCAAAUGACAAGAGAGCCACUCAUUUCAUCGUGAAAACUGACAAGAACAAUGUUUUGAAUGUCAAGGAGCAUCAUCUUCCGCAUAUUUUCAACGCAUCUAUGCUCAUGGGACAUCGUUGGUUGAAGGCGUGUCUAAACAAUUCUGCUCACAUCACUGACAAUAAGAAAUUCCGCGUGACAAAGAUGAGAUUCCAAGGAAAAGUGUAUGAAACUGUGGUUGCUAUCAAAAAUUUCAUCAAUCGAAUGAAUGUUCCGUUUUUGUUCGAUAUUGGAGUUUCGUAUAACAAUCAUGUACUGUUUUAGGAUUGGAUCACAUUUCGCAAGGUUGUUGCUCAACUUGGAGUAUUCGAUGGUGUUGGUGAGUUUCCGGCUUUGUGCCCGAAACAAGGAAGCUCGUACCACAGAGAUGAUAUGCCGAGAAACUUUGUCCUGUCGCGUCCAGAAGAUAGACAUCAAGUUAAAGCGAGUUUCAAGGAUAGAUGGUUGACUGAUCCACUCUUCUGUUUUAUGGACACGGAUAAAUUUACUCACUUUUUGCUUCGUUUUAAAAUCACCACGAAACGCGUUUUGAAGUAUGAAGCAAAGGGUAGAAACAAUGCUACAUGGAAGGAUAAGACAAAGUCAGGGGAGGAAACCGAUUUGGAGAUGAGUGGUUCUGAAGUUAGAUCGAGUGAAGCUUCGAAUGGAUCUGUGGAAAACCCCACCUCGAAGAUCGAGUCGGGGACCCCAACUUCGAGAACUUCAGGGAAUUGAUA
This is a messenger RNA of Caenorhabditis elegans, 926 nucleotides long. The record is from the annotation of a RefSeq genome assembly. NCBI's taxonomy places the organism in Eukaryota, Metazoa, Nematoda, Chromadorea, Rhabditida, Rhabditidae.